Molecule: messenger RNA, 2047 nt
Organism: Saimiri boliviensis boliviensis (Bolivian squirrel monkey)
Lineage: Eukaryota; Metazoa; Chordata; Mammalia; Primates; Cebidae
Gene: FXYD6
Product: FXYD domain containing ion transport regulator 6
Biological process (GO): regulation of sodium ion transmembrane transporter activity
Cellular component (GO): membrane
Molecular function (GO): sodium channel regulator activity
Source: RefSeq, a predicted model, not a curated record
AACCGAAAAGCAACAGCUGAUGGCAAAUUCGCUCCGGCGCUAGCACGCCCCCUCGGCGGCCGUCUCCUGUUGCUUCUCGGAGCCUGACUGCCCUUUGGAAAAAUCUCCCCGCUCCCCCGCGAGAGAAGGGAGCAGAGGACGCGCGCGAGCACGGAGCGGGAGGACGGGCAGGGAGAGGAGAGGGGGUCUGCGCGCCGCCGCUACCCAGAAGCCAGCUGACGGCGGCACGAGCCGGGGGGUCCCCGCGCCCAGCCCGGAGCGAGCCCCCGCCCUCGCCCCCGCCCCCGCUCCCGCAGGACGCGCCUCCCAGCCGGCCCGACUCCUAGGAGGAGGGGAGGCGGGAAAGCAGCUCGAGCCUCACCCACCGCCCUGCCCCCAGCCCCGCCACUCCCAGGCUCCUCGGGACUCGGCGGGUCCUCUUGGGAGUCUCGGAGGGGACCGGCUGUGCAGACGCCAUGGAGUUGGUGCUGGUCUUCCUCUGCAGCCUGCUGGCCCCCACGGUCCUGGCCAGUGCAGCUGAGAAGGAGAAGGAAAUAGACCCUUUUCAUUAUGACUACCAGACCCUGAGGAUUGGGGGACUGGUGUUCGCUGUGGUCCUCUUCUCGGUUGGGAUCCUCCUUAUCCUAAGUCGCAGGUGCAAGUGCAGUUUCAAUCAGAAGCCCCGGGCCCCAGGAGAUGAGGAAGCCCAGGUGGAGAACCUCAUCACCGCAAACGCAACAGAGCCCCAGAAAGCAGAGAACUGAAGUGCCGGCCUCAGGUGGAAGCCUCCAGAACCUGAAGGCCACUGCUUGAACCUUUGGAUGCAAAUGACGCUUAAGAAAGCCGGUCACUUCAGCAACAGCUCUUUCCCCAGGAGAAGCCAAGAACUUCUGUGUCCCUGCCUUCCUCUCCCCUCUAACGCCAUUCCUCUACCUGAUAAUGCAACUAACACUGGCCUCCCCACGCAGCCUGCGGCCCCGCCCACCUCCUGUGAUGUGUCUGUGUGUGAGUGUGUGUGUUUGCUGACUGUGGUCUUCGUGGCUACUCGUUCGUGGAUGGUAUUGUGUUUGUUAGUGAACUGUGGACUCGCUUUCCCAGGCAGGGGCUGAGCCACAUGGCCAUCUGCUCCUCCCUGCCCCCGUGGCCCUCCAUCACCUCCUGCUCCUAGGAGGCUGCUUGUUCCCCGAGACCAGCCCCCUCUCCUGAUGGAGGGAUGCAUAGGGUAAGAGCACGGGCAGGAGUCUUCAGUCAUCCUGGGACCUGGGAAGGUUUGCAGCACCUUGUCAUCAUUCUUCAUGGACUUCCUUCAUGCCUUCAGCAAGAACCUCACUUCCUUAUCGCACCCUGACCCCGGUCUGAAGGUCUUUUAGCAAUUGAAGAUACAAAGCAAGUUGCUGGUGAGCCCAGCGUUGACUUCAGGCAAGCUCUGCCCUUCCAUGGUUAAUUUCUUCCUGGGGGCUUCCACGAAUAGUCCCCAUCUGCCCCUUCACAGAAUACCCGGGAUUCCAGACCCAGGGCUUCUACUCUGCCCCUGGGGAAUAUGUCCCCUGCAUAUCUUCUCAGCAAUAACCCCAUGGCCUCUGAGACUCUACCCCUCCCAACCUUCCCUGCUUCUGAGAUUUCAAUCUACAGCCCAGCUCAUCCAGAUGCAGACUCCAGUCCCUGCAAUUGGGUCUCUGUCAGGCAGUAGCUGAGGGAUUUCCAUUCCGUUGGGGCCAGCACACUGGGAUGGGUGGAGGGACAGAAGAAGCCUUUGCUUCUCUGCUCACGUCUCCUUGGAUGGGCAGCAGAGGAACUCCUGCCUCCUUCGCUCUGCCUGUUGGUGGUCAGAGCGGUGAGCGAGGUGGGUUAGAGACUCGGCAGGCUCUGUGCAGCCCCUGGGAAUGGUGAGAGGUUGAAGGUCAUAACGAGAGUGGGAACUCAACCCAGAUCCCACCCCUCCUGUCCUCUGUGUUCCCGUGGAAACCAGCCAAACCGUGCGCUGUGAUCCAUUGCUGUUUUCUGUGUCGUGAUCUAUCCUCUCAACAAUGACAGGAAAAAGGAAUAAAACAUCCUUUGUUUCCUAGUG